Zootermopsis nevadensis is the source of this 1073-nucleotide messenger RNA. Lineage: Eukaryota; Metazoa; Arthropoda; Insecta; Blattodea; Termopsidae. The record is from RefSeq and is a predicted model, not a curated record.
GAUUAAUCAUCAUUCCUCAAGUAGGCCACGACUGUCGCUUUCCAUACAUUUUCCAUUUCAUCAAUGACUGUCAUCCUCACAGUUGAAGAUGUGUUAAAUUAUCCAAGAAUCAAGUUACUCUGGGUUCUUGCUUCGUGUAGCCCUCUGGCUGAGUGACAAAAUUUCGGAGAAAAUACUGCUUCCAUCUUCAGGGACUCCUUCCAAAAUGCUAGUACGAGGAUUAAUAUUUCAUAAAAAUCUGAUAUUAAGCUCAAGAAGGUUUAACGUCUUCAAUGGAACCAGAAGGUCCAUUGCCAUGUUUACAAGAGGCCGCAGCAUUCCUAAUCUCCAAGUGCGUGCUACAUGCCCUGUCCAUCUCCUCCUUUAUCUGAACCCAGUCUCAUCUCUCUCGCAGGAUCUUAUGGGGUAUCGUGCUGUUGAUAAGUAUAAUUUCGGCCAUCGCCAUGGUACAUAUUGAGUGGACCCGAAAUGACACCAACCCAACGUUUAUUGCCCUGGACACCGCCCACUACCCGAUUUGGAACAUCGAUUUCCCAGCCGUCACCCUAUGCGGUAUAAACAGAAUACAGAAGUCGAUGGUUUCCGCUGUGUCCAAUGAAUGGAAACUGCCCCUUGGGAUGACUCGAGGUCAAGUUUUAGACGACCUUCACUUCCUCUCACAACUGAUCGACAUGGACGAACAUGAUGCCACGAAACUUGGACGUUUACAGACCGUGUUAGACAUGAAUAAUAUCACGGCGACGGCUGCAUUACAGAAGGUAACACUUCCUUGUGAGGAUCUUCUGAUAAAAUGCGCGUUAAAGGGGAAAAUAUCAAAUUGUAGAGAUAUUUUCAGUGUCCUGACUACAGCGCAUGGUUAUUGCUGCUCGUUCAAUUAUCUUGCAAACAAACUGAAUGCAACCGAGUUAAAAGACACCCCGUCCGGAGAAGUUGACCCACACGCGUCGUACCGGAUGAGCGCCUGUGGCUUCCAGCUUGGUCUUACAGUUCUAGUACACAACCACCUCCAAGAUUACUAUGAAGCUUCAAUGGCAUCUUAUGGAAUCAAGAUGAGUGCCAUUGCACAAACCUAA